Molecule: messenger RNA, 2260 nt
Organism: Aphidius gifuensis
Lineage: Eukaryota; Metazoa; Arthropoda; Insecta; Hymenoptera; Braconidae
Gene: zyd
Product: sodium/potassium/calcium exchanger 3
Exons: 8
Coding region: 35-1444 (469 amino acids)
Biological process (GO): intracellular calcium ion homeostasis; calcium ion transmembrane transport
Cellular component (GO): membrane
Molecular function (GO): calcium channel activity; calcium, potassium:sodium antiporter activity
Source: RefSeq, a predicted model, not a curated record
AAUGUAGUAUGUGUGUGACAACGAUAUUGACAACAUGGAUAUAUCUGACCAUGGAGGAGGGGUUAAUUGCACACCACCGGCAAUCGAGGACUUUCCACCUGACCUGUUUGAUGAAAAACAACGUCAAGCUGGUGCUGUCGUAAUACACAUUAUUAUAUCACUCUAUUUAUUUAUUGCUUUAGCUGUUGUUUGUGACAAAUUUUUUGUACCUGCUGUAGAAAAAAUAUGUCAUGCAUUGUCAAUGUCAAAAGAUGUUGCUGGUGCAACAUUUAUGGCUGCUGCAACAUCAGCACCUGAAUUAUUUGUCAAUGCAAUUGGCACAUUUAUAACUGAGGGUGAUAUUGGUGUUGGUACAAUUGUUGGUUCAGCUGUAUUUAAUAUACUUGCUGUGCCUGCUUGUUGUGGUAUUGGAGCUGGAAUGUUGGUUCCAUUGGACUGGUGGCCAGUUACCAGAGAUUGCCUGGCUUAUGGUGUAACAGUUGCAAUAUUAAUUUGUAUUAUUCAUGAUGAGAGAGUUGAAUGGUAUGAAGCACUUACCCUGGUUCUUCUGUAUAUUGUCUAUAUUGCUGUUAUGUACUGGGAUAAAUCAUUUCAACGCUGUGCGCGAUAUAGCUGGAGAAGGAAAACAUCAUCUGAUGAUGUUCAUAAUGGUCCAGGAGAUGCAGUUGAAAUUCACUUAUCAAGAUCAGAUAAAUUACAAUCAUCUGGUGAACGUGUUGAACAAAUUUCAGCAGUUGAUAUAUCAUUGCAAAAUGGUGGUACAAAAAAUCAAGAAGACAAUCAUUCUGAGUACAAAUAUAAGCUGACAGUUUGGCCAGCACGUGGUGGAUGGAUUAGAAAAACAGCAUGGAUCUUGACAUGGCCAAUACAUUUGAUAUUUAUGUGUACAAUACCUGAUUGUGAAAAACCAAGAUAUAAAAAAUGGUUUCCAGUAACAUUUUUAAUGUGUAUUGUUUGGAUUGGAUCGUUAAGUUAUGUUGUUGCAUGGAUGAUAACAAUUAUUGGUGAUACAUUAAAGAUACCAGAUUCAGUUAUGGGAAUAACAUUUUUAGCUGCUGGUACUAGUGUUCCAGAAGCAGUGUCAAGUGUUAUUGUUGCUAAACAAGGUCAUGGAUCGAUGGGAAUAAGUAAUUCAAUUGGUUCAAAUACAUUUGACAUACUUUUAUGUCUUGGUUUACCAUGGCUUAUUAAAUCAUCAUUUUCACCAACUCAACCUGGACGUCAUUAUAUAAGUAUAAAUUCAGCUGGUCUUGAAUACAGUGCAAUAUCAUUAUUAUCAACAUUGAUGCUACUUUAUGUUGCAUUUGCAUCAAAUAAAUUUCAACUUGAUCAAAGAGUUGGACGUGCAUGUUUAUGCAUGUAUGCUGUUUUUCUUAUUCUUGCAUCAUUAAUUGAACUAAAUGUAUUUUUCGAUGUUAAUUUACCAACUUGCAAACGAAUUUAAUUAUUCAUUAAAAUUCAAAAUUUAAUACAUAAUCCAUUUCCAUUUAAAUUCCACGAGUUUUUUUUUUUUUUUUUAUUAUUAUUUUUUUCAAUUUAAAAAUAAAAAUAAAAAAAAUCAUUUAUAUUAUCUAUAUAUAAAAAAUUAAACAAAAUUCCUGUAACUAAUGGAAAAAAAAAAAAAAAAAAAAAAAAUGAUAUCUAUUGCAUUUGAUAUUUUAUUUCACAAUUUAUAACUUUUCUAGGAAAUAAUUUUAAUUUAAUUUUCUUUAGCUUUUUCUUAUUUUUUCGAAUUAAAUUUUAUAACUCAUUUUGAUAUACGAAAUUAAUUGAUCUAUAUAUUCAAUCUUGAUAAGAAAAAUAAAAUUAUAUAAUGUAAUUUAAAUAUGAUAAAAGAAAGAAAAAAAAUUAUGAAUGAAAAUGAGAAAGAAAAAAGAGAAAAUAAAAUAAGUAGAUAGUUAAAUUUAUGACUUAAGAUUGAUAAAAUGCAGUAAUAAAUUAUUAUAAAAGGAUUAAGUGUAUUUAGUGGUGAUGAUAAAGUGGAUGUAUACACUUGAUUGAAGAAGAGUGUCAUGUUGCUAGUUUUACUGUACGACUUUUCUUCAUGCUCCAAUUCGAAUCGAUCGUUGCUGAAGAUGAACCUCGGCGAAACAUAUACAUUUUUUCGUUUUAUUUUUUUUUUUUUUUUGCUGGAUGAUGUACUCGUUGAAAAUCAAAGUGAGGUGUCAGGAUAAUCCUCAAAAGCUUCAUGUUCUAUCAAGUAAACUAAAAUACUAAUGUCAAAAAAAAAAUAAAAUUGAAAUAUAACGUAAAAAAAAAA